Trichechus manatus latirostris (Florida manatee) is the source of this 3551-nucleotide messenger RNA. It is a transcript of the gene VWA3A, whose product is annotated as von Willebrand factor A domain containing 3A. Bases 33 to 3551 code for a protein of 1172 amino acids. Lineage: Eukaryota; Metazoa; Chordata; Mammalia; Sirenia; Trichechidae. The record is from RefSeq and is a predicted model, not a curated record. The transcript is spliced from 32 exons.
CCCCAGGAAAAUAAGCUUUGAGUUUUUUUAUAAUGUCUACACAAACAAGACAAGUUUUCCAUGGUCAAGAUAAUAAGUUUCUGGAAAAUCGUUGCAUGAGGAGAAACGCUGACAGAGAUCCAAAGCAGCAACGGAGCCAGAAGGAUAUCAGUGGACUUGGCCAAAAUCCAGACAAUGGAUUACUGGUUACACACGUAAACCAGACACAGGACUUACUGAAGCUGCAGGGGUGCAAGACCCAGCCUUCAGCUUGGGAGGACUCUGAAGAUUGGCUUUCAACUCACAGUUUACAGUUUGAGAAACUCACCUUGCCUGACCUGAUAAGUCAGGGCACAGCUGUCCUGGAGGAGGGCAGCAAUGUCAGACAGAAAGUGCAUUUCUCCACCCAGAUCAUCCAUCAUUUUGAAUCAAAGCUUUCUGAAGCUAUCGAACUCUAUCAACAGAGAAUUCAGUGGCUCACUGAAAACAGCAAGAAGGCAUUUGGCCUCAUCAAGGGGGCCAGAGUCGGCCUUCUCAUUGAUUUGUCAGUGGUCAGCAGUGGUCCUCAGAAAGAAGAGUUUCAAAAUGACCUUAUGAGCCUCACUGAUGAGCAGCUGAGCCACAAGGAGAAGCUGUAUGUCCUCUCCUUCGACACCACCACCAGGGCCCUCUGGCCAGACCCCGUGGAAGUCAGUGCCUCCAUCCUCCAGGAAUUCAAGCACUGGGUGAAGAAACUACAGCCCGAAGGAGGCACCAAUGUGCUACAAGCCCUGAAGAAAAUCUUCACUAUAAAAGGCCUGAAUUCUCUGGUGAUCAUAAUGGGAAGCUGCCCAAAUCAGUCCUCUGAAAUCCUGUCUGACUACAUCCAGCAGUCCACCAUGGGAAGGGACAUCAUCAUCCAUACCAUCACUUACAAAUGCAACAAUCAGGUGCCCCUGGCUGUCCUAAAGAACCUCGCAGAAGCUGUUGGGGGCUACUACCACUGCUACAGCCCGGAGACAGAGAUCUGUACCAGCCAGGACGUGGAUGAGCUCCUAGCAGAAAUCCAGAAGGCCCAGAGCCUGCUCCAACACAUCCAAGCCCUGUGCCACAGCGGCCCCUAUAAGGAGCUCGCCAGCACGAUGAAGGAGAUUUCCACAGAGAUUGCAAAAGGGCCACUUACAAGUCUCUUGCCUAAACCCCCAAAACAUGAGGGCCCCCUCACAAUCGAGUUCCCAAACUUGGACAAGACUUCUGCAGAAUGGCUAAAGAUCAAUGGCCUAAAAGCCAAGAAGUUAAGCCUGUAUCAGGUUCUGGCACCCAACGCAUUCUCUCCCGUGGAGGAAUUUGUGCCUAUUCUCCAGAAAACGGUAUCAUCAACCAUCUAUGAGAAGGCAAUGGUACAAUUUGAGUGGCACGACGGGACAGUGAAGAACAUUCACGUGGACCCACCCUUCCUCUAUGAGUACCAGAAACAGCUCAACAGAGCUAUGCGGAUGUAUGAGAGGCGGAUCGAGUGGCUCUCCUUGGCCAGCAGAAGAAUCUGGGGCACUGUCUGCGAGAAAAGGGUGGUUAUACUGCUUGAUAUCUCUGUGACCAAUUCCAUGUACAUUAUUCAUAUCCAACACUCCCUGCGACUGCUGCUUGAGGAGCAAUUGUCCAACAAGGACUGCUUCAACAUCAUCGCGUUUGGAAGCACAAUUGAAAGUUGGAGGCCUGAGAUGGUUCCCGUGAGCCAUGACAAUUUGCAAAGUGCCUGGCGGUGGGCUCUGAGCCUUCGGUGCCGGGGCAGCAGGAACGUCCUCAGCGCCCUGCGGAAGGCUGUGGAAGUAGACUUCAAGGACAAAGACAAACACCAAUCCCAAGGCAUCUACCUCUUCACUGGGGGCAUCCCUGACCAGGACAUGUCCAUGCUGAGUGCUUACAUGGCUGAGGUCUGUGGGGGCUGUGACCUUCAGCUGAACGUGUGCCUCUUCUACGUGGGUGAGCCAGAGAUGGACAGCACGCCUCCUGCCUGCUAUGCCAGCUGCACUGACACAGCCAAUGCCUACAGGGAGGCCACCCGGGCUGCUGGUGGUCGCUUCCACUGGUUUGGAGACACAGGCAUUUACGAAAGCGAUGACAUCAAUGCCAUUGUGUCUGAGAUGGAAAAGGCUCUCAACUACUCCCAAAAGUGUGCCUUACUCAUGGCCUCCCUGAAGAACCAGUCGGGAAAAGAACUGGAAAGUGCUGCUCUUCCUAAAGAAAAGCCAAAGAUGCUCAAGCAAAGAAGUCAGCCUGGAAACCCCCGUCCUCUGAAGCCCACAGCCCUCUCCGUGGCCAGAAUGAGCAUUAAAGAUGACUCUGACAGAGAGAAGAGUCCCUCCUUGAAAGCUCUGAAAUGGCAUCCACUCAGUGGCAAAGCAAUCAUCCCAUCAGCUCCAGCACAGUCAGUGAAAGAAUGGACUACAGAACGGAAGAGGAAGAAGAAAAAAUCAUGGGAAGUAGAGGCAUCUCUCUCACUGUUUUAUACAGAUACAGGGAAUAACGUGGGCUCAGUGUACAAGAAGUACCCUCAGGGAAGGGGUGUAAGGAGAACUAGAUCUUCUACUGAGUUGCCCAGAAAUGAUAAAAUUUGUUCGAGCCAAGAGUGGGUGGCCAAUUAUGGGCUCAAAAAACUGAAGAUGGAGAUCUCCAGACACAUCGGUCCCAGUUGCACUCAUCAAAAGACAGGACAGGGGUCGGCAUCAGCCAAACACUGCAGUGUCUUCCCCAGCGUCGAGAUCAAUGGACUGGUAAGACACCUUCAGUGCACGCUCUGGGAAAUCGAAACAUACAUCACAUGCCUGGAGAAGGUGAUGAGGCGCUACAUCCAGAGGCUGCAGUGGCUGCUGUCUGGGAGCCGCCGACUGUUUGGCGCCAUCUUGGAGAGCAAAGUGUGCAUCCUCCUGGACACAUCAGGAUCCAUGGGCCCCUACGUGCAGCAGAUGAAGACAGAGCUGAUUCUGCUGAUUUGGGAACAGCUGCGGAAGCACUGUGAGAGUUUUAACCUGAUCAGCUUUGCAGAGGGCCUACAGCCAUGGCAGGAAACCUUGGUGGCAACCACAGAUGCAGCGUGUCGCGAGGCUAUGCAAUGGGUGACCCAUUUGGAAGCUCAGGGGAACACCUCAGUCUUGCAAGCAUUACUGAAAGCUUUCAGCUUUCCUGAUGUGGAAGGAUUGUACCUGCUGACCGACGGGAAGCCAGACACAAGCUGCAGCCUUAUUCUAAGUGAAGUCCAAAAACUCAAGGAGAAAAGAGACGUGAAAGUGCACACCAUUUCCUUUAACGGCUCAGACAGGGCAGCAGUUGAAUUUCUGAGAAAGCUGGCCUCCCUUACCAGGGGACGGUAUCACUGUCCUGUUGGGGAGGACACGGUCUCCCAAAUUCAUGGCCUGCUGACCAAAGGCUUCACUGAUGAAAAGGAUCCUGCCUUGCCACUAUUUGAAGGAGAUGAUUUAAAGAGACUGGCCCAGGAGAUCACCAAGGCCAGAAGCUUCUUCUGGCAAGCCCAGUCCUUCAGAUCCCAACUCCAGAAGAAAAACAAUGUGGAACCAAAGGUUGCUUCUUUAUAG